Carassius auratus (goldfish) is the source of this 1793-nucleotide messenger RNA. RefSeq names its product gamma-aminobutyric acid receptor subunit alpha-4-like. Gene Ontology annotation, cellular component: membrane. Lineage: Eukaryota; Metazoa; Chordata; Actinopteri; Cypriniformes; Cyprinidae. The record is from RefSeq and is a predicted model, not a curated record. The transcript has 11 exons. The coding region runs from base 193 to 1494 and encodes 433 amino acids. Gene Ontology annotation, molecular function: GABA-A receptor activity; extracellular ligand-gated monoatomic ion channel activity. Gene Ontology annotation, biological process: monoatomic ion transmembrane transport.
AGACUCGACUCGAAGGAUGCUUGAGAUUUAUUAUCGCUUUGACUCGCUGUGAUGCGCUUCCUGUGUCUGAAACUCAGAUUCCUGGAGGAAGAAACCCAGAAUAUAUUCUCCAGGAUGAGGAAGGGGGAAAAAAAAGAAGUUAAGUCAAGGGUUGUGUUUGACACCCAGAAAUAAAUUACACUUUUAAAAGAAAUGGCUCUUCUUUUGGCCUUGUUAUGUCUCACAAGUGUUGUAUUAGGAAAACAGAAGAUAAAUUCAGAAAACAUCACACGGAUUCUGGACGGACUUCUCGAGGGUUAUGACAAUCGCCUGCGUCCGGGAUCUGGAGUCUCUGUAACUGAGGUCAAAACAGACAUAUUUGUUACAAGUUUUGGACCAGUGUCUGAUGUUAAGAUGGAGUUCACUAUGGAUAUGUUUUUCCGCCAAAUGUGGGUUGACGAGAGGUUAGCCUUUCAGGGGCCCGUCGAAAUCCUGCCUUUGAACAACCGCAUGGUGGACAAGAUCUGGACGCCCGACACGUUUUUCCGCAAUGCAAGGAAGUCCCUCGCACACAACAUGACGUCUCCUAACAAGCUGUUUCGGAUCAUGCAAAACGGGACGGUGUUUUACACCAUGAGGCUGACUGUGAGUGCGGUGUGUCCAAUGGUGUUGAUGGACUUUCCGAUGGAUGGACACACAUGUCCUCUCCUGUUUGGAAGCUAUGCGUACACUAAUCGUGAAAUCGUCUACACGUGGAGGAAGGGUCUUCAAGCAUCCGUCGAUUUUCCUCCAGAAUCAUCAAGCUUACUUCAGUAUGAUCUCGUGGGCCAGACUCUGUUCAGCGAGACAUAUAAAUUCAGCACAGGUCUGUAUUCGGUGCAGGUUGUCCACUUCUAUCUUCAGAGGAAGCUCGGCUACCAUCUCAUCCAGACGUACAUCCCGUUGAUUAUGGUGGUUGUGCUGUCACAAGUGGCAUUCUGGAUCAACAAGGAGUCUGUCCCGGCUCGGACGGUGGCUGGAAUCACCACUGUGCUCACCAUGACCACUCUGAGCAUCAGCGCACGCUCCUCGCUGCCCAAAGUCUCCUACGCCACCGCCAUGGACUGGUUCAUCGCCGUCUGCUUCGCCUUCGUGGCUUCGGCCCUCGUGGAGUUCGCCGCGGUCAACUACUUUGCCACGCUCGAGGCCAAUAGGGAAAACCGCCGGCUCUCCAGGGCCUCCGUUCUGGAGUCCACAGCCCAGAGCAGCGACGACGAGCCGGAGACGCCUCAGUCUGAAACCAGUGGUUUUAGCCGCAGAAGACGAGGGAACUCUGUGUCCGAGGCGCCCAGGAAUCGCUAUCCCAUCUUCCUUCAGGGCUCGGCCGUCCCUCCCAACAUGAUGCUGGCAGGCACCAGUGCCAUAGACAAAUACGCCCGAAUCCUCUUCCCCCUGGCCUUCGGGAUCUUCAACCUCAUCUACUGGUUCAUCUACCUCAGCAAGGACACCAUGGAGAAGCCCAGGGAGCUCGAGUGAGUUUCUCCUGAGAAGACAAGGCCUUGUCCUCAACUUUCCUCUGGACCUCUGUCUCUCACUUUCGUCAUCUAGCAGCUUCACCCCUGACGGAGCGCGAGGCUGUCUGACACUAUCUGACAAGCAUGUGAUCCUGUCCCUGUCCUGUGUUAUCACCUUACAGACUUUACACUCCAUUUGCCUUUAUAUUCACAGCCGAAGCCACGCUGUUAUACUGACCCUGACACACGGCAGAGCCUCCUCUGCUCCUGCUCUUCUGCAUCUGAGUGUGUGUGUGUGUGUGAGAGAGUGUGUGUGUUUGU